This is a messenger RNA of Misgurnus anguillicaudatus (oriental weatherfish), 4124 nucleotides long. It is a transcript of the gene auh, whose product is annotated as AU RNA binding protein/enoyl-CoA hydratase. Gene Ontology annotation, cellular component: mitochondrion. Lineage: Eukaryota; Metazoa; Chordata; Actinopteri; Cypriniformes; Cobitidae. Gene Ontology annotation, biological process: fatty acid beta-oxidation. The record is from RefSeq and is a predicted model, not a curated record. Gene Ontology annotation, molecular function: enoyl-CoA hydratase activity.
CUAAUGUACACGCGCAUCGUCAUAAAACGGAUUAACUCAAAUUUAACCCGGCUUGGAUUUGUCAAGUUUGUUUUAACCGCUUCGUGCACCAGGCAACAGAGCAAGACUCGUAAACCAGUCCGAUUACCUUCAUAUCAUGACGUAUGAGGAAUCCCGCAGCAGCCGUGCGCGUUGGUCAUGUGACCUGAGAGACGUCACUUGCAGUUCAGAGUUGAAAGUCAAAGCAUUACGGUUGGCGUCAUGGCGGCAUUAGCGAGAUGUAGAACGCUAAUCCAGCUUCUCCGUCCGCAAACUAGCAUUAUAGACGUCGGGUGCAGAUCGCAAGAUGUUUUGCAUUCAGUGAUAUACAAGAGGGCGCAGUGUGCGCGUCACGCUUUCUUUGGAGUGGAGCGACAGUACAGCUCCGACGUUAAGUCCGGUGAUGACCUGAUCGUUAAAUACUUGGACGGUGACGACUCAGGGAUUGUUGUUUUUGGGAUCAAUCGCUCUAAAGCUAAAAAUGCCAUCAGCAAAAAUCUUGUUAAAAUGAUGUCUGAAGCUAUUCAGUCUGUAAAGAAGAACAAUAAAGUGCGUACUGUCAUCUUAUGCAGUAUGGUUCCUGGAAUAUUCUGUGCAGGUGCUGAUUUAAAAGAAAGAGCAAAGAUGCACCAGAGUGAAGUAGGACCAUUUGUUGCUAAAGCAAGAACACUUAUAAUGGAGCUUGGUAACCUGCCCAUGCCAACAAUUGCAGCCAUUGAUGGGGCAGCUCUUGGAGGAGGUCUUGAAAUGGCACUUGCCUGUGAUAUAAGAGUUGCAGCCACCUCUGCGAAGAUGGGACUGGUCGAGACUAAAUUAGCCAUCAUUCCUGGUGCAGGGGGAACUCAGCGUCUGCCACGAACUGUUGGAGUGUCUGUAGCUAAAGAACUGAUAUUCGCAGCACGAGUGCUUGAUGGUGUGGAGGCUAAGAGACUUGGUCUAGUGAAUCAUGCUGUAGAGCAGAAUGAGAGCGGAGAUGCUGCUUACCUACAAGCUCUGUAUCUGGCCCGGGAAUUUAACCCUCAGGGACCAAUUGCAAUCAGAAUGGCAAAGCUGGCAAUCAAUCAGGGAAUAGAGGUGGAUUUAGCGACAGGAUUAGCUAUUGAAGAGGCAUGUUAUGCUCAGGUGAUUCCAACAAAAGACAGACUGGAAGGUUUGGCGGCAUUCAAAGAGAAGCGUCUUCCACGUUACAAGGGCGAGUAACACUGGACUAUCAAAUGCAAUUACAAACUGCUGCCUUCCAGAUUGCCUUUUACUGUCAUUCACUGUUGUAAAGAGUGUUACAUACCAAUCGAUGGAUUGUUGCCAGGCCUGAUGAUGGUAAAAUCUGUUGGGAUUUCAGCUAAAAUGUAUGAAUAGCAAGCUUUAAAGAUAAAUGCUGCUCUUUUGUCUGUAGAUAAUUGUCUGUUUGGUAUGUACUUUUUCUUUUCUGGGUGGAUUUUGCUGUGAGUGUCAGCUUUUUACAUUUCUGUUCUGUAUGUCUGUACAUACAGUGAUUUGCCAAAAAAUGUAAUCUGAUCCUCAUCUAGGUCACAACAUUAGACAAACACAGUGUGUACAAGCUGACAGCACACAAAAAAAUAGAGUUUCUUUUUUUCUUUUUUUAAAAACACCCAUUACACAUUCACAGUGCUGGAGGAAAAUGUAAGUGAGCCCUUGGAUUUUAUAGCUUGUUGAACCUCCUUUGACAGCAAUUACUUCAAGUAAGCGCUUUCAAUAGUUCUGAAUCAGAACUGCACAUCGUUCAGAAGGAAUUUUUGCCUAUUCCUCUUUACAAAACCAGUUCAAGUCAGACAUUUGUAAGAUUUCUGGUGUGAACCGUUCUCUUGAGGUCAUUCCACAGGUUAAGGUCUGGGCUUUGACUAGGCUACUCCAAAUUGUGCUUUUUUUAAGCCAGUCUGUGGUGGAUUUUCUUGCUUAAGGUCAUUGUCCUGCUCCAUCAACCACUUUUUACUGAACUUUAACUGGUGGACAGACCCCCUUACAUUAUCCUGUAGGAUAUUUUGUUAAACUUGGCAACGUGAUGGCAAUUGCUCCAGGCCCUGAGGCAUCAAAGCACGCCUAAAUCAUGAUGUUCCCUCCACCAUACUUCACUUUUGGGAUGAUGCUUAUUUUUGGUAAGCUGUGCUCUUUUUGUGCCAUAGUAUUUUUUUCCGAACAAUUCAACUUUUGUUUCAUUAGUCCAUAAAAUAUUUUCCCAAUUGCACUGGAGUUUGCCAAGGUGCUCUUUUGCAAACUUCAGGCCAGUGUUGUAGUACUCGAGACUCGGUCUCGAGACCAUAUUUUAAUGGUCUUGUCAUGGACUCGUGAGCAUUUUGACUCGGUCGUGACUCAAACUCGAAUACAUUUGGAAUCUGACUUAUUCUCAAGUUCACAAGAGUCCCUUUUAAAAUAUAUAUUACUGUUUCAUUAAACUGAUGUAAGAUUGACACGAACAGUGAUUGGUGAUUUUUUUUUUGUGCACAUCGGAUUGGCCCUAAGACAGUGGCACUACACAUACUUCCAGCAGUAGACCUAUUGCAAUAAACAAAUUGUAAAUUAAGUCUACAUAUAUUUCUGUAUUAUUUAUAUUUUAUUCUUGAUUUAUAUCUUAGAAGAGAAAUUAAUAUGUUGUUGGUGAUAAUCAUUUACACAAUACCAUAACAACAUUUAUUUAUUAAUUAAAAUUUUCAAAUAUACAGUAUUGUGCAAAAGUCUUAUGCCACCAUGCAACAAUUAGAUUUGUGGUUUUUGCAAUGUUAUAGUGAUCAUAUAUAAUUGUUUCUCAGUCCAGUCUCUUUAAUAGAAUACAUUCAGAAAAUACAGGAAAUGUGUAUAUAGUAUAAAAACUGUAUAAAAAUAAAAACUGAAGUGUCAAGUUUUAAGGAUAAACUCCCCUUCCACUUGAGCAAUAGCAGGAAACAGCAGGAUCUCUUAAACCUAAAUAAAAUUUUAACUUCAUUCUGCACACAAAAACGCUCAAGAUGCGUUUAGUGCCAAGAGAGGUCACACUAAACACAGACGAUGCCUAAAGAAGACAUUUAGUCCUGAAAAUUUUAAUUUUUUUACAUAUUUCCUGCAUUUUUUGUUUGUAUCUUUAUAAAAUUGAUUAAAAAAUAAAUAUGGAUGGACAUUAAAACUUCUAAAACAACAAGGCUGGUGGUGAUGGCCUAAGACUUUUGCACAGUAAUGUAGCUUAUUAUCUUUAUUUAACUAAAUUAUUAUUUUGUUUAAUAAAUAAUACAUUUAUUUUGUAAAUUGGUGUGCUGUGGUUUGUUUUACAGUUGACCUGUGUAAAUUGUAGGACCUAAUAUUAUAGAGUGGAUUUCAAAAUCAUUAAACUGAGGGUGACUUUGACAUUUUUAACAAAACAUUAAUUAAGUGAAAUCAGAAAUGGCCUAGCAUAGACCAUGACCUUAAGUCUUUUCUCAGACCCAACUUUAUGUGAACUCAGUCUUGACUCGGACUCAACCUUCUCUGGUCUCGGUCUUGACUCGGACUCAACCCUCUCUGGACUCCGUCUUGACUCUGACUCGCAUGAGCUCGUCUCGAAUACAACACUGCUUCAAGCUCACACCAAUGUUUUUUGGGAGAGCAGGGGCUUCCUCUGUAGUGUUCUGCCAUAGACACUGUGCCUUUUCAAAGACUUGCAUAUGGCAGAUUCAUGAACAGAGAUGGUAGCAAGUUCCAAUGAUGCCUUCAAAUCUUUGGCAGUCAUUGGGUUGUUUCUUUACCUCAUUGAUGAGUCUUUGUUGUCAUUUUGACUGGGCGCCCACUUCUUGGUAGAGUAGCAACACUCCCAAUGCCUCUGCAUUUGUAGAUUGUUUGCUGUAGACUUGUGAAUUUCUAAAGUCUUUGAAAUAACUUUGUAACCCUUUUAAACUUUAUGUAAAGCAACAAUUCUUGAUCGUAGCUCCUCUGAAAGCUCUUUUUGGCAAGGCAUGGCUCACAUAAGCGUGUUCCUUUUGUGCACAGCAAGCUCCAAAGGUUUGAAGGGUUAUUAUCAGUCAUAGUAGCUGUAAUCCACACCUCAAAACGUAUUAUCUUAACUAGACUCCAGGUAUGCUAAAACCUGACUCCAAUUAGGGUUAGGUUUUUGGUUGUUCUCAAUAAAGACAUGAAAGAUCAGA